Lucilia sericata (common green bottle fly) is the source of this 7862-nucleotide messenger RNA. It is a transcript of the gene Cad86C, whose product is annotated as cadherin-86C. Lineage: Eukaryota; Metazoa; Arthropoda; Insecta; Diptera; Calliphoridae. Gene Ontology annotation, molecular function: calcium ion binding. Gene Ontology annotation, cellular component: plasma membrane. The record is from RefSeq and is a predicted model, not a curated record. Bases 1103 to 7225 code for a protein of 2040 amino acids. The transcript is spliced from 12 exons. Gene Ontology annotation, biological process: homophilic cell-cell adhesion.
UACGACCUUUCUGCGGUACCGGUGUUGGGAUCGGUAAUCAAACAAAUAUCGUUUAUAAAGUUUUGAAUACAAUAAUAUUCUCUUGUUAAGUGAGAGUGCAAAAAUAAAAACAAAAAAUAUUUGAAACUAGAAAUAAGGAUAAAAAUAUAUAUAUUUUUUAUGAGAAUAUUAAACUUAUCUAUGUAUUUUAAGUGCCAUUCAAAUAAGAUUUAAAAAUGUAAAAAUAUGUAUGUAUAUCUAAAAAAAAAUAUUAGUCUAAUCGCGAUCCAAUAAGAAUUGAAAGUAUAUAUAUAAAUUAAAUAUGUAACUAGUGAUAAUUUAAUAGUUUUAUAACAUGUUUACAAAAACAGUUAUUAUAAUUAUAAUUGUAAAAAUAAAUUUAUAAUGGUAUAUUGGAUUAUAAAAAGAAAUCGUGCAAUCUCGCCUGAAAUUAGACUAAGUAAUUUGUUAAAUCAUCCACAAAUAUUUUAAAUUUCUUUUAUAGAAAUAAAAAAACAAAUGAAUUAAAAAAAUCGAAAACAAAACAUAUUAUGAAAAUAACAUAAAAAAUAUCGCACUAAACCUCGACAACUAUAGAAUGAAUAAAUAACAAAACAAAUGCUAAACGUGUGAUACUUUGUUUAUUUACUUUUAUUUUAUUUUUUUGUAAAAUCAUGAAUAUUAUUGUGUUUUAUAAAGUGAAACCACUUGCUGCAUGUGCAAAUAAAUAAAAGAAACGAAAAAAAAAACAACAAAAGAAAUGAAAUUUGAAUUGAUUAAAUGCAAAAGAGAAAAAAUAAUUAAUGAAAUCCCAGCACUUUGUAAAUUUCUUGUUAUUUGAUAUCCCUCAUAAUAUCUCACCAAAAAAAAAAAAGAAAAAACAAACACAAAAAAAUUAAACUAUAAUUAAACAUUAAAAGAAAAUAAUAUCAUGAAUUGAAAAUUGUGAGAAUAUCGGGCUUAAUAAUUUUAAAUAAACAAAAUUUUUAAUCUCAAUUCCAUAUUGAUCAUUUAAAAGAAACAAAUAAGACAAUUUCAUCAGCACAUAACAAAUAGAAUCCUAAGACACCGAUCAAUCAGAUCAUAUUGGAUUAACUUCCUUUGAUAUUCAGAAAAAGCAGAAAUGGCUUCCAGCAACAAUAAUACCCACACAAAAACUAGCAGUAAAAGAAGAAGAAAAAGACACAAUCACAGACGAUUUACACUGCAACAACAGCAACCAUACCAAGAGCAACAAACAUCUUUGACGGCCAUUCCUUCUUCAAUAACAACAACAACAUUACCAUCAACACUCAACUCCUGCCUCUCCCACAACAACUCUUCAACAUCAUUAUCAUCAGUAUCGUCUUCGUCAUUAUUAUCCACAUUCUCUUCAUUCAAUUCAUAUUCAUGUCGAGAAUUUACAAAAACCACAGCGACUACAACAACUAUGAAAUGUUGUGAUACAACGUCGUUGUCGUCAUCGACAACGAUGACACGACGACAUCUUUCCACCACUGCCUUGUUAAGCUGGACAACGGCAUAUCGAAUAUUGACAAUCAGCCUGCUAAUUGGCAUUCUCAGUCCGUCGUCAGUGUUGUGCGUGGAUCCCAAAUUUGAUCCAUCGACGCGUAUGCGUCUUGUUUUAGUGCCAGCCGAUGCCCAGGUCGGCUCAGUCAUUUACAGAUUGCGUGCCACUGAUGAAGAGUUUGACUAUCCGUUAACCUUUGAGUUUGUGGGCGAUGCUUCAUCGUCGACGGUCAAGAUUGAAUCGCUUCCAUGCACAAAGUACAAUUCGGUGUGUCAGGCGAAUGUCGUAUUAUCACGUCGCCUGGAGCCCGGUCGCUAUUACGACUUCCAAGUAUCGGUGAAAGACACAAAGGGAGGCAUGGCCACUCAAUUGUGUUCAAUAACAGCCACAAAUUUUACAACUCCACACGACCUCAUCUUUCCUCACAAACCGGGUAUUAUUAUGAUACCAGAGGAUGCUAAACGUGGCACCGAAUUGGAUUAUGUGAUUGCACGUAAAAAUCCAUUAUUCCAGAAACCAGUCUACCUCGAACUAUGGGGUUCUCCCCUUUUUGCCAUAAGACAAAAAAUUGUUUCUCCUGAAACAACAGAAGGAACUAUAUUUUUAUUGGGACCAUUGGAUUUUGAGAAACAAGCCAUGUACCAUUUGACCAUAUUGGCAAAUGAUGCCUAUGCUGAACCUGGUCAAGAUAGUCGUAAUAUAGCUGGUAUGGAGAUUGUUGUUAUUGUACAAGAUGUUCAAGAUCAGCCGCCAGUAUUUACAUCGGCACCACCUGUAACUAAACUACCACCUGGUAUACUUCCUGGUGACAAGAUACUUCAAGUACAUGCUGAAGACGGCGACAAGGGUAGUCCACGUGAAGUACGUUACGGUCUUGUUUCAGAGGGAAAUCCAUUUACAUCAUUUUUUGACAUCAAUGAUACAAGUGGCGAAAUCUUUCUAAUGCGACCUCUGGAGGAUAUCGCUGCAAUCACGCAUGUGGGCGAUCCCGUCUUGCUCACAGUAAUUGCGGAAGAGGUUAAGGUUGGUCGUGACGAACCGCCAGCAAUGGCUUCCACCGUUCAAUUGGCAUUCUUUUUACCCGAACGUACCAAUUCGCCACCAUAUUUUGAGAACGAUCACUAUGUUUCACGAGUUGAUGAAAAUGCUCCUCAAGGGACGGCUCUUACAUUUGUUGAUCCGUAUGUGCCACGCGUCUAUGACGAUGAUACUGGUAAAAAUGGCGUAUUCUCGCUGACGUUACUGAACAAUAACGGAACAUUCGAGAUUUCGCCCAAUGUCGCCGAACGUAGUGCGUCAUUUUUAAUACGUGUACGUGAUAACAUACUUUUGGACUAUGAAGAACGCCAAACGGUUGAGUUUCAGAUUUUAGCUCAGGAACUGGGACCCGCAACUAAUCUCUCUGCCAUCGUGAAUGUUACCGUUUAUAUCAACGAUGUCAAUGACAAUCCUCCGGUCUUCACACAGCCAGUGUAUACGGUAGAACUACCGGAAAAUAUGACGGUCGGCACCAAGGUCGUUCAAGUUCAUGCUGAUGAUGUGGAUACGGGGAUGGGUGGUCGUGUUCGUUAUACCGCAAUACUGGGUUAUCUUAAUACCUCAUUGAAUUUAGAUGCCGAAACCGGGUUAAUAACUGUGUCCACAAAUAACCACGGCUUUGACCGUGAAGUUAUGCCCGAGUAUCAUUUAUAUGUUGAGGCGCGCGACAAUGAUGGUACCGGCAAUAGAGCUCAAGUGCCAUUAGUAAUUAAAAUGAUUGAUGUGAAUGACGAAACGCCGAUAUUUGAAAAAGACGUUUAUGAGUUUAUUUUGGCUCCAGAUUUAAAAAGUUUCACCACAACAGCCGUCAUACGUGCAGUAGAUAAGGAUGCCACUGCCCCCAACAAUGAAGUACGUUAUGAGCUCAUCAAUGGCAACUAUGACAAUAAUUUUGCUUUAGACAAAAUCACGGGUGAAUUAACCGUCCGAGAAAAAGUUAAUUUUCGUGCCAAAAAAGAGGUUUCCAUGAGAAACAGAAGGCAGACAAUGACAGCAUCGUCACCUUCGGCCGAAGAACAAAACAUUUUUAUACUUACGGCUCGUGCAUACGAUUUAGGCGUACCAGUUCGAUCAAGUACAACCACUAUACGUAUAUAUCCUCCAGAAAGUCGUACAAGAGUGGUUACCUUUGUAGUGCCCGGUUUGAAUCCAGAUAAAGCUAAAACCGAAGAGACAUUGUCCACUAUUACUGGUGGUAAAGUUAUCAUACACGAAAUUCGUGCAUUAAAACCCGAUGAACCAGGAGCACAAAAUAUUCCACCUUCGGGUAAUCCAGAUAUCAAGGACAGAAGUGUAGUUACAGCCACCGUACUUUAUGAUAGUUCAUCAGUUGUCGAUAUAUCACAAAUCCAACAGCGCCUCUCUCAACAUAAUAGUUCCUUUGCUAUUAUGACUGGUCGGGAAGCCAGCACGAGUGAAACGGAUGAUCUUACCCCAUUGCAGACUCUAUAUAAAGCUGAAAAUAAACUCUUAUUUUGGUUACUAAUACUACUUGCCACAUUAGUGGCCUUGACUAUACUGAUACUACUAUUGUGCUGUAUAUGUUCCUGGUGUCCUCUGUAUGGCGCUACUAGCAAAAGAAUAGUUAAUAUCAGUAGAACUGAAGACGAUGUUCAUCUAGUACAUAGGGAAAUGGCAAAUGGAAAACAAACAAAAUCUGUUCAGGUCGCCGAGUGGAUGGGAAGACGCGAGGCCUGGUCCGCGGACAAACCGACCGAUCCACGAACGAAGCCUACCCGUUGGGAGUUCCACAAUGGCCGCCAACAGUUUGACGAAAACCUAGGCGUAGUUCAUGUGACCGACGUAGGCGAAGCGAGAGCACAUUCUGAAGAAACUCGUCGCAUACGAUCGGCCGAGGAGCAUCAUCGAAGAGUUAAAAUAAAAAAUACCCGUACAGCCAAAGACGAUACUCAUCUUAGUUUUCAUAAUUCUAGAACUAAUCUUAUUAAUGAUCGUGAUGUCUACAUUGAAGACGUUAUCGAUGAACGCGAACUAGUUGAUGAAGAUAACGAGGAACAGGAACAAUUUCGCCGCAGUAAAGUUAAUCGCCAACAAAGAAAACGUUAUGACAGUGAAGAGAUGGCUCAAAGACAUCAAAUCGAUGAUGAUUCCAUGCGUCGCCAUGAAAUCGAUAGGGGAAGUGAUAUUGACUAUAAUACUGCUCGAAGCAGUCUUAAAAAUAAAAGGGAGUUUUUUAUUAAAGAUGGAAAUGUUGAAAUCUUGCAAUUAAUGACGCGAGACAAGAAUCGAGAUUUAGGAGCGAUUGGAGGAGCCACUGGUAUGGCAGAUGACGAUAACAUUUACGUUAACGUACCACUGAAGAGUACAAACCUCUCACACCCGCAGUUGUUAAUGGUUGAUAAUUGUGGAAAAGAGAUUCUCAUGCGCCGUUUUAUAGAAGAACAACCUGAUGGUAAACAAAUUAUACGUGAACAUUAUCAAAUUGUUCCAGGAGCGACCUACAUCCAAUCGAUGCCAAAUGAAAUACAACAAAACUCGACUCUAAAAGGUGAUACAUUUCCUUUGGGAAAAUCUGGUCCAAAUAGUAUUGUCUACUCCCAAACAGAGCCGGAGGUGAAAGUAAUUCAUACCCAACCAGCCCAGGGUGCAAUUAGUACUUUGCAAGUUGAUGGUUUUCCCAACCAGAUGCAGCCGGCGACGUCGAAUCAAUCAUUAACCCAAGAACUAGAGAAUUCUCUUAAGCAACAAAAUGAAUUGUUGCGACAAAUUCUAAUGGAAAAGGAAAAGAUAGAAACUCGUUAUGUUCAGCACGAAGUAGCGCUUGAAACGCAGAGCCUGCCCGGCCAAUCAAUGGCAAUAGCCACUCAAACCGAGUGUGAAGCUGGUACACAAACGGAGAUGGAUGAAGGCUUUUCACAUAGAACGUCAGUAAGUACGCAAGGGCGAACGGUAAGGCGAAGAGCACGAAGUGAAAAUGAUGAUUCUGGUUCUGAAGAAGAAAACUACGAGUACAUUCGACUUAGUUCUCCUAACAGCCCUGAAGGGGUUGUUUAUUGCAUAAAACGCCGUAAGCCACGAAGACGAGGAAAGUAUCGCAAUGGAAGUCAUCCGCGCAAACGAAUUGUCAUGGUGGAAGAAGUUAAACGAAAAAUUCGAACACCCAUCAAGGAAGAAGAUGACGAGGAAUACUAUAAAGCACGAAAACGUCCAACUCCAAAAAAGCCACCACGAAAUAAUGGCGAAACAAAAGCCAGUAUUUUGAGACGUCUUAAAACUGAAGAAAAGCAACAAAAAACCAAUUCAUCCCAUCAUAAAGAACCCUUAAAUCGUGACAUACUAAUGGAAAUAUCUGACUCCUUAGAUGAAACAUACGAUGCAAAAGACAACCAAAAACGAAGAAAAAUUCGCGUUGAGCAACUAGAAUACUACGAUGAACAAUCAGACGACGAGGAAUACCAGCAGCAACUCGAUGUUGACGCUGACUACUCCAACGACUCUGAUGCUGGCGAAAUAGUCAUAAAAAGCAACGCCUUCACACCAAGUAACCAACAUCGAAACAGAAGUGAUUCAAGAAGAAAUUCAUCGCAACAGCACCGUUUCGAAAUUCACGUCAGUGAUGGGGGUGGCAGUGGAACCAAUAUUGUUAAAACUAACAAUGGUUCCAAUUCACGAUCAUCUUCGGAACAUCGAGGUGAAGCUAUGCCUGAAGCCAAACCUCGUUUAUCGCGCAGCGACAGCUCCCGUGCCAGCAACGCCUCACAACGUAACGUAAAAAGGAAACAAACAGUCUCAGAACCUCCAAAAAGUCGAGUUUCCAUAACGAAAUAUCAAUCAAAUGGUGAAACUGGCACACAAAUCACUACUACGGAAAUUCACGAAAGUCGAGUUUCACAAAGCGAAACAGAUUUGUUGGAACGUGAUGAAGCUUCCUACGGAAGAGCUAGAGCGGGCAGUAUUCCCAAAUACAUGGAAUGGUACUAUGAUAAGAAAAAACCUUCGGUUAGUGGUCGAACCUCUACUGAAUCAUCAACUAAAGGAAGUCAGGCAGCUCGUAAGAAGCCCCCUAACUCCAAUGCUCCUGAAAAGAAAGUCUCAAAGACUCGACUUCAUAUUAAACAUGUAGAUGCAGCAACUGCAAACCAAGAUGAAACCAAAUUUAAACCUGAACCAGCGCCACGAAAAUCUCCUCCCAAAGGAAAUCGUUUACUUAAAGAAGACAUUGUUAAGAACAAACAGCUCAAACCUCGUAUUGAAACGGAGACCAACCACCCCUUAGUACAACAUUCAGAGCAUCGUUUUGAACGUGAAAAUAUUCCCGAUGUUCCCGUACCGCCGUCCAAACUGCCACACUAUAUCUACCCCGAAACACCACCAACCUUCUCAGGCAACAAAGAUGCUAAUGCAAAAGUCCCAAAACCGAAACCAUCCCCUAUCAAAGAAAACGAAGUGAAAGUUUCAAAAUCCUCCUCCUCAAAAAUUAAUCUAUACAUUGAGGAUCCUAAUGGCACACAUCCCACUACCUCACACAAUUCCUCCUCCACUUCUGUACAGAAACAACUUAAUGCUGCUACACUCGAGGACGAUCAUGAUUCAGGUAUUGCCAUGAAUUCCCUGCUCAACAGCAUGGGCCGUCGAAAUCCGAUUGCCGAAAAGAAAAGCGUUUUCUCCAUUGCUUAUGACGAUGUCAGCCGAGUUCAAAAAAUAACAUCAGGCGGCGAAUCUCCACCACAGUAUUAGAGCGAUAGCUGUCAUCUCUUCUAGCGGAUUAGACGUUAUAAAUGAACAUCAUUGUGAUAUACAUACACAUGUACUUCUACAUACACAUUCAUAAUUAACUAGAAAUUGUUUCUUUUGUUGGCAUUUACUAAGUACAUUCAAUAUACAUUACUAUACUUACAUAAAUACUUAUACAGAUACUUACUACUUAACUUACUUAAUUAUUUAGAUAUUUAUUUAUAAGCAAUCGUAUGUAAAUAAACAUAUUUUAGGUAUUUUAUUGUCAUGUUCAUGCAACUAGUUUCAAAGCACCGUUUUUGUAAAUAGAUGUAAAUUAUUUAGAAUUAUUAAAUGCUCGUAUAUAAAUAAAUAUAAUCGAUAUAAGUAAUUAUAUUAAAACAUACAUACUUACAUGCAUUCAUACCAUACUUGUAUGUAUAUCCAUUAACUUUAUAUAUAAACAUAUUAUUUUAUACAUACCUAUUAAAAAACAAAACAAAUAAACAUAAACAUAAACUAUAAUACUCAAAUCCUACUCCAUCUCCUUUAUAACUCAAAACUAUAGCCAAUUAAACAUUGAUUUGAUUUAGUUCAAAAAGUCAUAACUUUGGUUGAAUGUUUAGAACAAAAAUAUUAAAUAAACGAAUUUUGAGAAUAU